CUGUUCAUCGUUUUGUAAGUACGCAAACCCUCCUCUGUUUUUUCCAAUGAACUUCUUCCUCUGAGAAUUUGGGAAUCCGAUGAUUUUCUUUUCCUAGGCAGCGUUCUUGUAAUCUAGUUUUCAUUCUUUGUUUGAUUUCGGGUGGGGAUUUGUUGUUUAGGACACACGUUUCAAACGGAGUAUUUGUUUUGAUAUUCUUCCUCUGUUUCUUGUUGGUUUUUCAUCGGAUUCCUCUGUUUUUUUUUUGUUGUUCAUACGAUUUUGAAAUUUUCCACACACUCACGUAGUUUCAUUCUUUUUGGUUCAUACCCAUUUGAGAAAAAGGUUAUAUAUUUUUGGAUUAUAAAGAGUAGAAGAGAAAAAUAGGGUGGUGGGGGUUUGUUGAUUCUUUUAGAAAAACGAAGAAAAAAAGUUGGAAGAAGAUAGAGGAUGUUGGCUGGGUGUUCUAGUUCAACAUUGCUGUCGCCAAGGAAUCGAUUGAGAAGUGAAGCACAGCCGCAGUUCCAAGCCUGCCAUUUGCAGCUACCCUCUUCAAUGAGCACACAGAGGUUGGAUUUGCCCUGCAGCUUUUCCCGCUCGAAAGACGCCUCUGCUGCUGCCCGCUCCCCUUCGAUCCGCCCGGUCGCGCUCUCCGUCGAGAAGCAGAGCAUCAGGCUCCCGCCCUUGGCCGCCACUGGCCAGCCGAUCAAACAAGAGUUUUGGAAGAGGAAAGGUAAGAACUUGAAGAGAAUUGCAGAGCAGGUUGGGAUUGAUGAUGAUGAUGAGUCUUCCAUUAGCAGCGCCAAGAGGAAGAGGGAGAGCAGAGAAGACGGCAGGGAAGGGCUGAUUCUGAGCCAAUUCGGAGGCGGUGCCGGGAGUUUCUGGUUUCACCAACCGGACGGGGACGAGGAAACACUCUGCUUUCUUCCUGGAAGUGAAGUCAUUUCUUCGCCCCCGUCGUUUUUGGCAGAGUUCGCCGAUUUGGGAAGACGAAACGACGGAGAAACCAGCCACGUGAAAGCUGACAACGACUCCGGCUCCGGCUCGGGUUCUAGUUCUUCAUCAGAAAGUGAAAGAUUUGCAUUGAGGACAAGAAUAACAACAGAGAAUGUUUCAGCAGCAGCACCAGAAAUUGGCAAUGGCAGCUCAAGAAAUCCUUCUUAUCAUCACCAUCAGGGCUCCAAUUUGGAUCAUCAGAGGCAAGAAGAAGAAGGAUUUGAGCUCAUCAGUCUUCUAAUGUCCUGUGUGGAAGCAAUUGGAUCAAAGAACAUUGGAUUGAUCAACCAUUUGAUUGAUAAACUUGGGAGUCUUGCAUCUCCAAGAGGGCCAUCUCCCAUCACCCGUUUGAUUGCUUAUUACACUGAGGCUCUGGCUCUUCGGGUCACCAGAGUUUGGCCUCAGGUGUUCCACAUCACGACGCCCCGGGAUUUCGAUCGGAUCGACGACGAUUGCGGGACAGCGUUACGGCUUCUGAACGAGGUGAGCCCGAUCCCGAAAUUCAUCCACUUCACGGCGAACGAGAUGUUGUUGAGAGCAUUUGAAGGGAAAGACAGAGUCCACAUCAUAGACUUCGACAUCAAGCAAGGGCUGCAAUGGCCCAGCUUGAGGGAGAUAAGGAACAUGAUAGGAUGUGAAGGAAGGGAGAGGUAUGAAAGACAUGUUGGAUUUGAGAAAUGGAAGAAGGUGAUGGAGGAGGAAGGAGGAAUGCAGUGCGUCGGGAUUCGCGUCGACCGGGAACUUCUUCAGAGCCAGUUCCUGCUGAAGAUGUACUCUUCUUCUUCAGGAUUCAAUGUGGAAAAGAUUGGAGAAGAAGGAGGAGCAGAAGGAAUUAGGCUAAGUUGGGAAGAACAGCCAAUUUACACACUAUCAGCAUGGGCACCAGCAGAAGCAAGUUUAUCUUCAUUUAGCCAUCCAAAAUGAACAUGAUCAUCAAAUUUUUUUUCUUCUUUUGAUUGAAUUUCAUUGUAAUUUGUUAUACAGAGGAGAGAGAGAGGGGAAUUCUUUGUAGGGUAGAGAGAGAAAACACAAAGAUUAUUCUUUCAUUCUUUUGGUUUGAGUUGUCACAAUAGGGGCAGUGUUGAGUCCAUAUUAUUUAUUAUAUGUUGUAAUUCUUUAAUUCUUUUAUGUAAGUGUUGAUUAUUAGUUCUUUCCAUUGUGAUGUAAUCUUUUUUGUUUGAAGGUUUUCCACUUCUUUUUAUAUAAUAAAGUUCAGA
Molecule: messenger RNA, 2192 nt
Organism: Momordica charantia (bitter melon)
Lineage: Eukaryota; Viridiplantae; Streptophyta; Magnoliopsida; Cucurbitales; Cucurbitaceae
Source: RefSeq, a predicted model, not a curated record